Messenger RNA from Encephalitozoon hellem ATCC 50504, 1410 nucleotides. RefSeq names its product putative methyl transferase. Bases 1 to 1410 code for a protein of 469 amino acids. The record is from RefSeq and is a predicted model, not a curated record. Gene Ontology annotation, biological process: chromatin remodeling. Lineage: Eukaryota; Fungi; Microsporidia; Unikaryonidae. Gene Ontology annotation, cellular component: nucleus. Gene Ontology annotation, molecular function: histone methyltransferase activity; protein binding. The transcript has a single exon.
AUGAAGAGAGUGGUAGUAGGGAGUGAAAAUUUCCCUGAUUUGGAUUCAGAGAGGCGUCCUGAGACAGGCUGUUUCCAACCUUCAAUUGGGAAGAUAGUGAUUCCAAGAAUAGAGCCGGAUACAAGAGGUGCCUUCUUUAUUUUCACAAAUAAAAGCAUAAGAGGAGAGGACGAUCCUGCUCUAAGGUUUAUCCCAUGCAUACCAGGGGCGUUUGGUCUUGUGAACCUGACAGAAUUCAAGGAGAUAAAACCAUUCGAAAAGCAACGUCCAUACAGUAUAAAGGAAUCUCGAAAGAUAUCUUACAAUAGAUUUGAUGCUACGAGCGAGUCAAGAUGUAGUGAGAUGGAUGCCAAAGACAAGGAACUGCUAGAAAUGAGAAGGUUAUUUUGUAAUGUGUGCCUUAUAUUUGGAUGUAGAUGGCAUUCCAAGACAAACGGAAUUUGUAUCAAGCCUGUGGGGUUUAAGAGCAGCCCAUCAGUGCUAAAACCUGAGUCCGGAAAAAUCUGCGGGAGUAUAUGCAGGAAAAUGAAGAGCCUGCACGGAGGUAUCACAAGAAAUGAGAUAGACCAGGCAACAUAUAGCGAUCUUUACAGUGACUGCUGGGCAUCUCAGGGCUAUGAAUGCAUAGCCUCCUUACUUUUUUACUUUAGAUGUAAAAGGUACAUACCAUGCAAAGAAAUAAAGGAAUUUUGUACGGCCUUCAUAGGACGGCAUAAGUAUGUAGUGGGAAACAGGAACAAAGGAGGCAUAGACCCCUCUGCCUUCUUUACGCCAUGUGAUCACCUUGGAGACUGUACGGAAGACAACGGAUGCAUAUGUGUCUCCAAUAGGACUAACUGUGAGAUGUCGUGUCUUUGCAUAGGUUGCAAGAACUUCUUUAUGGGAUGCAAGUGUUUGCAUGCAUGUGGCAACAAAUGUGCAUGCAGACAGGCAAUGAGAGAGUGCAUGGGAAUAUGUUCAUGUGAUUUAUGCGGAAAUAAGGAUUUACAGAUGGGCAAGGCCGAGCCAACAUUUGUGGCGCCUAGCCAAAUAGAAGGACGCGGCUUGUUUGCCCAAAAGAAGAUAUUGAAAGGCAAGCUUGUUAUUGAGUAUGUGGGGGAAAUAAUAAGCAACGAGGAAGCUGAGAGAAGGGGAGCCUUUUAUGAUCUAAGAAGGAGUUCAUAUCUGUUUGAUCUAUAUAGUAGAGAGGGAGUGCCUUUUUAUGUCAUUGAUUCCAGAUUCAUAGGAAACAAGUCGAGAUUCAUCAAUCACUCGAAGAGGAAUUCGAACCUAAAUGCACUUAUUUUACUUGUAAACGGGACUAGAAGAAUAGGGUUCUAUGCGAGCAGAGACAUAGACAAGGGAGAAGAGCUAUUUUUUGACUAUGAGUACAGCAAGGAGCACAAAGAAAAGCAUGGGAUAGUUGACUGA